AUGACAAAGUCGUGUACGAUAUGCUCGAAGCCGCGUGAUGUGCUUGUCCGAUGUCAAAUCGACGACACGCAAAAAUGGCACUUCGUCUGCCCCGGUGCAUGCUGGAAGUCUGUAUCUGGAGGCAUUGAAGAUGCUAAAGGAAUGAAAGACGAAUAUCCCCAUUACCGAUAUGGUGGCAUGUGGAAAGAUAGAAGUGCGGAUGGACCAGUCAGUGCUAAGAAACCGAAGAAAGUGAAGGAGAGACAAAGGGAAGAGAUGAAGGUACGAAAUGACAAGACGAGGGAAAGCCAUGACAGUGCACAGGGAGACGAGGAUGGUGUCGUGACGGAAGGUUGA
Pyrenophora tritici-repentis Pt-1C-BFP is the source of this 336-nucleotide messenger RNA. RefSeq lists its product as uncharacterized. The record is from RefSeq and is a predicted model, not a curated record. Lineage: Eukaryota; Fungi; Ascomycota; Dothideomycetes; Pleosporales; Pleosporaceae.